AUGGAAUUGAGUUUAUACCCCAAGCUAAUCCAGAUACAUGCGCUGCACAGGGAAAACAUGCAAACUCCACACAGGAAGGACUCCUGUCCUUCGCAGCCCACACGUGAUGACCGGGGUUGGCUAAUAAACCCCAUUGGGCGAAACCCAUGGUGGACUGUGUUGGCUGCCUCAAUACCAGCUCUUCUCUGCACCAUCCUCAUCUUCAUGGACCAACAGAUCACCGCCGUCAUAAUAAACCGCAAGGAGCACAAACUUGUAAAAGGCUGCGGGUACCAUUUGGAUCUUCUGAUGGUUGGAGUGAUGUUAGCUGUAUGUUCUAUAAUGGGGUUGCCCUGGUUUGUCGCAGCAACUGUCCUGUCAAUUUCCCACGUCAACAGCCUGAAGCUGGAGUCUGAAAGCUCCGCCCCUGGGGAGCAACCUCGAUUUCUGGGUAUUAGAGAGCAAAGGCUUACUGGGCUGGUCAUUUUCCUACUGAUGGGUUGCUCUGUGUUCAUGACUGGGGCAUUACAGUUCAUUCCCAUGCCAGUUCUCUAUGGUGUUUUUCUUUAUAUGGGCGCCUCAUCUCUGAAAGGCAUUCAGUUCUUUGACCGUCUGAAGUUGUUUGGCAUGCCAGCGAAGCACCAGCCAGACUUUAUUUAUCUACGUCACGUUCCUCUGAGGAAAGUCCACCUGUUCACUUUAACCCAACUUACCUGCCUUGUGCUGCUCUGGGUCAUCAAAACUUCCCCUGCCGCAAUCGUCUUCCCUAUGAUGGUGCUGGCAUUAGUGUUCAUCCGUAAGCUGCUGGACUGUUUCUUUUCCAAUCGGGAGCUUAGUUACCUUGAUGAUCUGAUGCCUGAGAGUAAGAAGAAGCUGGAUGAUGAUUCCAAAAAGGCAGAGGAGCAGGAAUCACAGGAGAUGCUGGUGGAUGACUCUGAGAAAUUAGAAGACAAAGACACAGUGCAGAUCCCAUUGGAGAGCAAACCUCUACACUCACCUAAAACACCAGACCCCAGGAGGUUCCGUGAAGUAACCCCACAGAAAGAAGAAAUUACAUUCUUGGCAUCAGUUGUUUGAAAUUCAGCUGACUUGUGCUGAAAAGCGGCCAUGUGCUAAAAACACACAGAUAUUAGUUGACUCCUUUCCACUGUUUCUCACACUGUUUAUGUAUAGCUGUGUGAGAUAUUGGUGUGUCAGUGUGUGUUUGUGCAUAUGUGCAACAUAUUCUCCUACCGAAUCCAGGUUGUUUUUAAGUUUUAGCUGAGCUUUAGCAUACAUAUAGGUCUCUGUGCUGUGCUGUGCUGUAGUGUACAUGUAUUUUUAUUUAACAUUUUUGUAAUUGUCUGGUUCUCAGUUUUGAAUAAUAGAGUUGUUUAAAUGUUCUCAUUUUAAGUAUAAUACUUGCUGUAAAUAUUACUGGAUAUGUGUGCUUUGUUCACCGUCUAAACAUCCACAAUAAGUAUGUAUGUUUAAGCCAAAUGGCUGAUCAGAAUAAUAACCUCAGUUUGAUCUAUUUUUGUGCCAGUAUAAAUAGCCAUCAGUUACAUUACACCUAUAUGAACCAAAUCAGUUCUUAUCCAGUAGACAGACUUGCCUAUUUUUAUUGAGUGUGUUGUAUUGUUAUAUUGUAAUAUUGAGCAAUAAAAGGCUUCUAUGUGGUUAGAUCACCAGGGAUACUAAUGGAUAAGUACAGUAUGAAGUAAGUGUUUUUACCACCAUUUCAAAGUCUGAAACCUCACCAGUCAUUUGAGGCACCAUGUUGAGUGUAAACUGGACUUAUUUGAAUACCCUUUCUGGUCAUAAAUCCCAGUAAUAAGCCAUCUCUUUAGACUACCUCCCCGCACUUUUAAAACACCCACAAGUAGUUUCUGCACUGAAAGAGGUAAAACCUCAGUGAAAUAACACUUUAUUUACAGUUGCACUUUGUGUAGAUAUAUACUGAUAUGAUUUUAUAUUUUAAAUGGAGUUAUUAUUAUAUAGAGUAUAACAGUGUGAUACAGUUAUUUUAAGUAAAGAAUUUUCUUUUUUUAUAUAAAUGUAUUUUAAUAAAAUUAGUUGAGCAGGUACAGGAAGACACUAGCUGUUAAUAUGAAUGGGUUACAGCUGUACUUUGCCUUCAGAUGAUAGAAGAAGGUCAAUAUAUUAAUUCAGAAUGUAAACUCAUCUUUGGAAUGUCAAGGAAUGAAGAAAUUUCCCAGCUUGACAUUGAAUUACUAAAUUAUCUUUUUUUUUUUGGUCCCCUCCAUGGCUUUUUUGUUCACAGAAAUGUUCUCGUUGACUUGAUUGUACAUGUUAAUGCUGGGAUGUGCUCAAAGAGAAUGUCUUUCAUUCCAAUAAAUUUGAGAUUUUAUGAACAAAA
Pimephales promelas (fathead minnow) is the source of this 2338-nucleotide messenger RNA. The record is from RefSeq and is a predicted model, not a curated record. Lineage: Eukaryota; Metazoa; Chordata; Actinopteri; Cypriniformes; Leuciscidae.